This is a messenger RNA of Hibiscus syriacus, 1814 nucleotides long. RefSeq names its product protein odr-4 homolog. The record is from RefSeq and is a predicted model, not a curated record. The transcript is spliced from 11 exons. NCBI's taxonomy places the organism in Eukaryota, Viridiplantae, Streptophyta, Magnoliopsida, Malvales, Malvaceae. The coding region runs from base 71 to 1540 and encodes 489 amino acids. Gene Ontology annotation, biological process: intracellular protein localization. Gene Ontology annotation, cellular component: endomembrane system.
GAGCAGCCUCCCCUUGUGUUCCAAAUCCAAGUGGUUCGACUUUGGUCUGUUGUUCACUGAAGUCAAAAUCAUGGUGAAAGCAGUGGUCGGAGAGGAAAGCCAACUCCAGCUGGCCGAAGACCGUCUUUCACAAUCUUCAGCUCCGGCUCAGGUUGGUCUCGUGAUAGGGAAACUCAGCUCCGGUAUUGAUCGCGGCUUCGUGUACGAUCUAAUACCCACUCCUCAAAACGACGCCGGACAAUCCGCUUGUUCGGUCUUGGAGCCAGCCAAGGAUAAUAGGAAAAAGGGAUCGAAACCCAAAUCUCAGUCCUCUGAUUCUUCCUCUUCUUUGGUCAUCGACAAGGAUUGGGUCGCUGAACAUGCUCGCCAAGUGUCACGAAUGAUGGUGGGUGGAAUCAAAGUAAUCGGCAUUUAUGUGUGGGCUAGUGAGGUCGCAUUCAAGAAUUCUACCAUGGUGCUUUGUCAGACUGUGAAGGGAAUUGCUGAAGCAGCAUCCCUUUUGGAGGAUGAUCUUGAUGAAAGAUUGCUUAUUCACAUAUGUUAUAGCCCAAGGAGAUGGACAUGUCGAAAUUGUACACUGUCAUCGAGUAUUACAUCAAGCAGCUUACGGCCUUGUGACUUCAAAAUGGGAAGGGUGUUAACUUCCCUUCAAACUUUUAAGUGCUUCUACAACUUUGAUCUUAGGCUUCCUAUAUAUCAAGAGAAAGCAUCAAAAUCUGAGACACUUGUUGAUGUUCUCCGUAAUGGAAUUUCAAAUUAUGUUCAAGAGUUGCGAGGUGCAAAAGCCAUGAUCGAUGGUAACCUGGUUGUUAAUGAUGAAACGUGCACAACAGAUGGUUUGCAUGAAGUUGAGUUGCUUCUACCAUUCAUGAAGGAUAUGUACAUUGAAGCAUGCAGCCAGAAAGAUGUUGUAGGUAUUGUCAGUUUUACUGGCUCAGUAUGUUCCUUUUCAUUCUUGAAUUCGAAGGAACCAAUUUCACAGGCUGUUGCUGAUAUAAAGGAUGAUAUCAUCAGGAGUUUGCUAAGCAGGCUGGAUAUCAUUUGUGAUGAAGCGGAUGAAGAUGUAUGGCCAAAUGAAGAUGUAAUUAGGGAAACAAGAAAUGACUCAUCGUCUGAAAAGCCGGUUUCCCAACUUGUUUUACACUCCUUGAGGAGAACCUGCAAUCUUUCAUUACCUCGGAGGGUCUUUGUACAGUGGUUGGCCGGUACAUUUAUCAGCGACUAUCUUCAACCAUCAGAAACACUCGAGGUUUUGAAAGACCAUUGCGUUGAGUUGAUGUGCAUGGAAGCCCCAAAUGAUGCCUCAAAAAUCUUGGAGCUCGAAGAAGAACCCGUUAGAGUGACAGCCAGACCCUUUCGGGAUGUAGUCCUCCCUUACUGUUCGAGGUCGAGCACUUCCCAAGAAAAAAGCAGAGAAGUUACUAGCAAAGGAACUAGCCAGAAAGCCAUCAAGUCAUCCAAUGUCAACUUCAUUGCUGCCAUCAUCAUCCUUCUCCUCUCACUCUUAGUAGGUACUUCCAUUUUUGUCAGAAAAUCAUAGUGCACUGUGUGAACAUUUGGUAGUAAUAUGGAAUAUUUUCAGAACCGGAUAUCAUACGAUGUUACAAUGAACUUUGGCUGAUGCCUGUUUUGCGUUCAUUUUGGACAUGCUACAACAUGACAUGAGUAAGAUACAUGUAAUAAGCAUGAAAACUUGAUUAAUAAAACAAUGAGGGUACAAAUUAUUUAGUAAAUGAAAAGAGACAUCUGUUCAGUCAAUUAUUUUGUAAUACAAACAGACUUUUUUUUAGUCAAAUUGCUUUUAAAAUUAAAGA